Molecule: messenger RNA, 850 nt
Organism: Bactrocera oleae (olive fruit fly)
Lineage: Eukaryota; Metazoa; Arthropoda; Insecta; Diptera; Tephritidae
Product: translation machinery-associated protein 7 homolog
Source: RefSeq, a predicted model, not a curated record
CCCUGUGAUACUAAGCCUAGUGAGACAGGGUGCAAUUUGGUUGAUUAAUUUAUGGAAGUAUUAAUGCAGAUCUCUGGUACGACUAUAUGUUUCAUGGCAGUACUACUUUCUAUACCAUUUCGCUAAUCUCAAAGAAAUGUAAGGUUGCAAACGUAAUUUUCAUGCAGUAUUUGUGUUUUUGUAUAUAAUAAAAAAAUAAGGUGUGAACGAGCAAAUAUUAUUAUAUAUUAUGCCAUUGAACGUGGUUCUACGUGGUGCAAGUGAUGUCUAAAAGCAUGUCUCGAUCAUUCUUUAUGUGAAACUUUUGUUAUUGAAAACUCCAUAGUCGAUAAAAAUUGUAAAAUCACAUCGCACCCUUACCGAUAAAACGUCAAAAAUCGAAUCGAAAGAAAAAGGCACAAAUUAUAGAGCUCAAAUUGUAUUGCUUUCGUCAACGUGACUGCACGAGUUAGUAAAACUGCAACGAAAUGUCUGGCCGCGAGGGUGGAAAAAAGAAACCACUGAAGGCACCGAAAAAAGAGAGCAAGGAGUUGGAUGACGACGAGAUUGCUUUCAAACAAAAACAAAAGGAAGCACAAAAAGCGCUUGACCAAGCGAAACAGCGUGCGUCACAAAAGGGUCCAUUGGUGGGAGGAGGAAUCAAGAAAUCGGGAAAGAAAUGAUACUACCGCAGGCAUAUAUGUGAAUCGAUAAUGUUCAUACCUACAUAAAUUUUGCGUCUAACCGAUGCAAAAAAAUAUGUAAAAUUGCCGAGUAAAACCAAACUUUAUUUAAUAAAUUUUUGUAAAUAAAAUAAGAAAAUUUGUGUUAACAUGCUGUGUUUAUACAAUUGUUUAUAUCUCAAACCACA